Molecule: messenger RNA, 2154 nt
Organism: Lodderomyces margitis
Lineage: Eukaryota; Fungi; Ascomycota; Pichiomycetes; Serinales; Debaryomycetaceae
Gene: THS1
Product: threonine--tRNA ligase
Exons: 1
Coding region: 1-2154 (717 amino acids)
Biological process (GO): threonyl-tRNA aminoacylation
Cellular component (GO): cytoplasm
Molecular function (GO): ATP binding; threonine-tRNA ligase activity
Source: RefSeq, a predicted model, not a curated record
AUGUCUGAAAUAGCCGACAAAGUCGAAAAGUUAUCCGUAAAGGAUAACAAAGGACCAAGUAAAAAGAAGGACAAGAAACAAGCACAACAGUCAAGCUCCCCAUUGUACUUGGAACCCCAACCGGCGUUCCUCGAUGAGAGAAUUAAAUUGUUUGACGAAUUAAAGGCCAAAUAUGAUGCAGAGAUUACUGCUAAGGAAAGGAAGCCAAUUAAGAUCACUCUAAAGGAUGGAAGUGUCAAAGAAGGUACUUCCUAUGAGACUUCUCCAAUGGACAUUGCCAACUCUAUUGGAAAAUCCUUUGCUGAAAGACAAGUCAUUUCAAAAGUCAAUGGAAAACUUUGGGAUAUGCCACGUCCUUUGGAAGGAGAUGUCACUUUGGAGUUUUUGGAUUUUGAGCAUCCAGAGGGUAAAGCAGUCUUUUGGCAUUCGUCGGCACAUAUUUUGGGAGAAUCUUGUGAAUGCCAUUAUGGGUGUCAUUUGUCUCAUGGUCCCCCUACUGAUGAUGGAUUCUUUUAUGACAUGUCAAUUAAUGAUGGAACUACUUUUGUCAAUCAAGCUGACUUUGGCAGUUUAGAAACUAUUGCCACGAAAGCCAUCAAGGAGAAGCAAAAAUUCGAGAGAUUGGAAAUGACCAAGGAAGACUUGUUGAAAAUGUUUAAAUACAACAAGUACAAAGUCCAAUUCAUUCUGGAUAAAAUCCCUGAUGGAACAUCGACAACCGUUUAUAGGUGUGGUCCAUUAAUUGAUUUGUGUGUGGGUCCACAUAUUCCACAUUCAGGAAGAAUCAAGGCAUUCAAGGUUUUGAAAAACUCAAGUUCAUACUUCCUUGGUGAUGCCAAAAACGAUUCAUUGCAAAGAGUCUAUGGUAUUUCUUUCCCCGAUAAGAAGUUAAUGACUGAACACUUGCAAUUCUUGAAAGAAGCUGCUGAAAGAGACCACAGAAAGAUUGGUCGUGAGCAGGAGUUGUUCUUUUUCAGCGAUAUGUCCCCUGGUUCAGCAAUGUGGUUGCCACAUGGUACUAGGAUCUACAAUACCUUGGUGGAAACUUUGAGAACUGAAUAUAGAAAGAGAGGCUAUGAAGAAGUGAUUACUCCAAAUAUGUACGCUACCAAAUUGUGGGAGACUUCUGGCCAUUGGCAGAAUUAUAAAGAAAAUAUGUUUUCAUUUGAAGUUGAAAAGGAAACUUUUGGAUUGAAACCGAUGAACUGUCCCGGACAUUGUCUUCUCUUCAAGUCGAGAGAACGUUCAUACCGUGAGUUACCAUGGCGUGUUGCUGAUUUUGGUGUGAUUCACAGAAAUGAGUUUUCCGGUGCAUUAUCAGGAUUGACGAGAGUCCGUCGUUUCCAACAAGAUGAUGCCCAUAUUUUCUGUACUCCUGAUCAAAUUGGUACUGAAAUUGCCGGUGUUUUUGACUUGUUGAAGAAGAUGUAUGGUAUCUUUGGCUUUGAAUUUAAGAUGGAGUUGUCAACCAGGCCAGAGAAAUACGUUGGUGAUAUCGAAACCUGGAAUGCGGCAGAAAAGAAGUUGGAAGGUGCCUUGGACGAAUUUUUGGGUAAAGGCAAAUGGGAGUUGAACCCUGGUGAUGGUGCUUUCUAUGGUCCUAAGAUUGAUAUUAUGAUCAGUGAUGCAUUAAAGAGAUGGUUCCAAUGUGCAACCAUUCAACUUGAUUUCCAAUUGCCUUCCAGAUUCGAAUUAGAGUACAGAUCGGAGAGUAACAGUGCUACUGACCGUCCUGUUAUGAUCCACAGAGCCAUUUUGGGAUCGGUGGAAAGAAUGACUGCCAUUUUGACUGAACACUACAAAGGUAAAUGGCCAUUCUGGUUGUCGCCAAGACAAAUACUUAUCGUUCCAGUCAGUCCAAAGUACUAUGAUUAUGCUGAGAAAUUGAAGAAGUUGUUUAACGAUGAAUACUUUUUCUACUGUGAUGUUGAUGUAAGUGGUAACACAUUACCUAAGAAGGUUAGAUCAGGUCAAUUGAUGCAAUACAAUUUCAUCUUCAUUGUUGGUGCUGAAGAAGAAGAGAAUUACGGAGUCAAUAUUAGAAAUAGAGAUAUUGCCGAAGAGCAAGGUAAGAACCCAAUGGUUGGUGUUGAUUCAGUCAUCCAACUGUUGGUAAAACUUAGAGAGGAAAAGAGAUCUGACAAUAAAUUAUAA